AUGGUUUCGUCUGGGUCCGAUAAACAAGCUCCCUCUGUUGCCCACUGUACCUGUACUCGAGUCUACGAUCUAGAAAGUGGACCAGAUGGCAUCCUUCAACAACACCAGAACUGCCUAGAUGCUUACUCCGGCGUAGUGGAUGGUCGUAGUGGUGGUGGUGUUGGGCACAUUCGAGCAAUGGGCUUUACCGCCGGUGAUAUUGAGUGGAAAAAAGCAAUAACCCAUCACAUCCAUGAGAGAAAUGACGAUUUCCGACGUAAGCAAGAAUCCAAUAUUUUGGUCUGUGUAGCCAGGAAAUCCAAUAUCACCUCCAAGAAUGUCAACCCAGGCCGCUCCUUUUGGGACGGACACAUGGCUGCUGGGAUCAAUAUCUGGGAAUUAGGGCACGAUGGAAGCACAUUCGGUGGAAUCCUUUCGCGGCAGCCUAUCCCCAGCCGAGAUUAA
Molecule: messenger RNA, 444 nt
Organism: Aspergillus terreus NIH2624
Lineage: Eukaryota; Fungi; Ascomycota; Eurotiomycetes; Eurotiales; Aspergillaceae
Exons: 2
Coding region: 1-444 (147 amino acids)
Source: RefSeq, a predicted model, not a curated record